AUGCAACCAAGAACAAUAGCAUCGAUAGUAGGACACGACGAGCAGGAAAAGUCUUCAUUCAAUAGUCGGACUUGUAAAGAGUGUACAUUGAUUAAUACACCUCAUGUAACCCUAUGCGAUGUAUGUGAGACGCCUUGUACACCAUUGGGAUCUAAUACAAGUCAACCAGUACCUAAUACGAGCUAUCAUGCUGGUGCGUCGAGUGGUCAACCUAUACAGUCGUCUAUCCCUACUUCGUCAAUAUCUGUAUCUGGCUCCCUCAAAUGUCAUGCGGCGUCGCCGCCACCUUUACGAGUCGCAGUAAGCUCUCACCAACUGGCAGAACAAGCACAGCAGUGUCCAGACCAGCUACCUACCGAAUGGGAAUGUCAAGUUUGUACGUUUUCCAAUAUACAUAAUGACAAGCGUUGUAUAAUCUGGCAUGAAGGAACACGCCCCGAAAGGCGCCGCCAAAUAAUGCGCAUAGAUCCCGUAAAACCAGUUUCUUUCCCGGCUACUCCGCAGCAGACAUCGACAAUCAUAGGAACUGUGCUGGAAUAUAUUGUCUACAUUCAUGAUCUACCGGCUGAUAUAAAUGCCGCAGAGUUGGAACGAAUGAUCGAUUUACGUUUAAAUAGCAAUCACCAUAGUAAUGUAAGCACAAAGGGGAAAGUAGUCAAACGUCGACGAUAA
Messenger RNA from Rotaria socialis, 672 nucleotides. NCBI's taxonomy places the organism in Eukaryota, Metazoa, Rotifera, Eurotatoria, Philodinida, Philodinidae. The record is from the annotation of a GenBank genome assembly.